Molecule: messenger RNA, 651 nt
Organism: Paramecium tetraurelia
Lineage: Eukaryota; Ciliophora; Oligohymenophorea; Peniculida; Parameciidae
Exons: 5
Source: RefSeq, a predicted model, not a curated record
AUGAUUGAUGAUUUAGAUAAGCAAUAAGAAGAUGAUUGCAUGAAUUAAUAUUGUAGAAACGAAUAAACAUAAGUUUGGCCAGCUAAAUUCAGCAAUUAAACUCUGUUUUUCUGUUAAGAAUGUUUAAAUUUAUAUAAUGAAAAGAAGUGCUGUUAUUUUUGUGCAUAAGUUUAUUCUGAUGACAAUUAAAAUUUUUUGGAUGGUCAGAAAUGGAUAGGCUGUGAUCAGGAUGGAUGUGAAAAAUGGUUUAGACUCAUUUAUAAUGUGAAUCAAAAAAUGGUAUUUCCUAAAUUGACACCUUGGUGGAAGAUACUAAAUAUAAAUAUAUUUGAUUAAAAACAAAGAUUUUCAAAAGCCCCUUGCAGAAUAAUGAACAAAAAGGCUCUCAAGUAUUUAGAAAAGAUGAAUCGAAGACAGAAUAACCCAAAUGAAUAGACAUAACAUAAUAUUUAAGCUAAUGUGCAAUAGUUUUAUUAUUGUCCAUCUGCAUCAAGUAAGCAAUCUUAUCUUGAGGAAUUACUUAAGAAAAACGGUGGAUUUUGUUAGUAGGCUACAUAAGAGGAAAUCUAAGUAGAUCUUUAAAAAAUGAUGUCUUUAAUGAAAUAAUGAAUAAAUAUGUAUAUACUUUAUUUUUAUGUUAUUACUCAUAUA